This is a messenger RNA of Oppiella nova, 1534 nucleotides long. Lineage: Eukaryota; Metazoa; Arthropoda; Arachnida; Sarcoptiformes; Oppiidae. The record is from the annotation of a GenBank genome assembly.
CACCACUUUAGCCAUCGUUUGGUGGAAACGCAAGAGUUUACUGACAAUUGCUGCCAAAGAAGCCGUAAAUAACAGCGAAGACCAAGAGUUUGCAGAAUUUGGUCGCGAAAUAAGUGGUCUGAAGAGCUAUACGGCCGAAGAAGUGGCCAAACAUAACGAUAUGUCCAAAAGGAUUUGGGUUUCAUUCCGCAGCGGUGUCUACGAUAUCACCGACUUUGUUGGCCAACAUCCCGGAGGCGAUAAGAUAUUGAUGAGCUCUGGAGGAGCACUGGAACCGUUUUGGACGCUAUUCGCUGUCCAUAAGACACGCGAAGUGUUCAAAAUGCUAGAGAAGUAUCGCAUCGGAAAUCUGGAUUCAAAGGACAGGACUGUUGAGAAACCGGGCGUCGAUAGUACUCCCGAUCCCUAUGAUAACGACCCGCUACGACAUCCGGUUCUAAGGGUCAGAUCUAAAAAGCCAUUCAACGCGGAACCGCCCGAAGAACUACUGACCCAACAGUUUUUGACUCCGAAAGAAAUAUUUUUUGUUAGGAAUCACUUACCGGUGCCUGAAAUCGAUAUCGAGAACUAUACCCUUGAGAUCGAGGGCUUUGGCCUCAAAGAGCCGAAGACUCUAACCUUAGAUGAGAUCAAAAAGAAAUUCCCGAAACACACGGUCAUAUCGACGAUACAGUGCGCCGGCAAUAGAAGGGAUGAAAUGAAUAAAGUCAAAGAGGUGAAAGGCCUGUCGUGGGGGUCGGCGGCCAUCAGUAAUGCCAAAUGGAGUGGCGCUCGACUCGUCGAUGUCCUUCAGUACUGUGGUCUCGAUUUUGACGAUCAAAACAUCAAACACGUUCAGUUCGAUGGCCUGGACUUCGAUGUCUCAUCCAAUCCGUACGGCGCCAGCGUUGAGGCCAUUAAAGCGCUGAACCCAAACGCAGACUUUUUAGUAGCAUAUGAAAUGAAUGAUGAGGACAUUCCGCUGGAUCACGGCUUUCCAUUGCGACUGAUAGCGCCGGGAGUGGUGGGCGCCCGCAAUGUCAAGUGGUUGUCACGCAUUGUGUUAAGCGAUGAGGAAAGUCAUAGUCAUUGGCAAAGGAAGGACUACAAGAGUUUUUCACCAAACAUUGAUUGGCAUAACGUUGACUUCGAGAGCGCCCCCUCUAUACAAGAACUGCCCGUUCAGUCGGCUAUUUGUGAGCCCCGGGAGGGACAGUUGGUUCAGAUGGAUGAGAAUAGGAAUAUACAAAUGAGUGGUUAUGCGUGGAGUGGUGGCGGACGGAAAGUGAUUCGAGUGGACGUGUCGGCUGAUGAGGGCAUCAAUUGGGUGACAGCGGAACUGCAACAGGAGGACAGUCCUCUUAAUAGGACUUAUUCAUGGACUCUAUGGAAGGCUAACAUCCCAGUGCCCAAAGAGUGGAAAUCUGGCCAUAAAGUGGAACUGGUGUGUCGGGCAACUGAUUCCCACUACAAUAUACAGCCCGAGAAUGUGAGAAAUCUCUGGAAUCUGAGAGGAGUUCUCAAUAACUCUUGGCAUAGGAUUCUUAAUAAUUAA